Acomys russatus (golden spiny mouse) is the source of this 2892-nucleotide messenger RNA. It is a transcript of the gene Gpsm2, whose product is annotated as G protein signaling modulator 2. Lineage: Eukaryota; Metazoa; Chordata; Mammalia; Rodentia; Muridae. Gene Ontology annotation, molecular function: protein binding; GTPase regulator activity. The record is from RefSeq and is a predicted model, not a curated record.
GGCGUCGCCGCGGGGACCCGCCUGGGGCGAGCGCCUUGGUCCCGGGGCUGCGGCCGGAGGCGCUCAUCCUUGCACCGGCGCGGCGUUCCCCGGAGCCGUCGGCUGGAGGGAGAAAUGUUGCUGAAGUGCUGCUGAAGGGGCCACAGAUGCAAGGAUUUGGGACAGACACACUUGAACCUUUAAGCUGUCUGACAUUGACCUCCUUUCAUUAUUAAUAAGAAGCAGCAGGAGCUUAGGACGUGUUAACACCAGGUCAUUCAUGUACUAACCGGACAGUGUUCUGCAAACUCCUCUGCGCUGUCAAGGACGGGACUGGCACACUGACAGGAAGCUCGCAUUCCCUCAGCUUAUGAUAUGCCUGGAUGGAGGGAGACUUGCUAACCCUGAGGGAGGACCAUUCUUUCCAUGUUCGCUACAGAAUGGAAGCUUCUUGCCUUGAGCUGGCCUUGGAAGGAGAACGUCUGUGUAAAUCAGGGGACUGCCGUGCUGGCGUGUCAUUUUUUGAAGCCGCAGUUCAAGUCGGAACUGAAGACCUCAAAACACUCAGUGCUAUUUACAGCCAGCUGGGCAACGCUUACUUCUACUUACAUGACUAUGCCAAGGCACUAGAGUACCACCACCACGAUUUAACACUGGCAAGGACUAUUGGAGAUCAGCUGGGGGAGGCCAAAGCCAGUGGCAAUCUUGGAAACACCUUAAAAGUGCUUGGGAAUUUUGAUGAAGCAAUAGUAUGUUGCCAGCGACACCUGGACAUCUCCAGAGAACUUAACGACAAGGUGGGAGAAGCAAGAGCACUCUACAAUCUUGGAAACGUGUAUCAUGCCAAAGGGAAAAGCUUUGGCUGCCCCGGUCCCCAGGAUGUGGGCGAGUUUCCCGAAGAAGUGAGAAGUGCCCUGCAGGCAGCUGUGGACCUCUAUGAGGAAAACCUGUCGUUAGUAACCGUUCUGGGUGACCGAGCAGCCCAAGGACGAGCCUUUGGGAAUCUUGGGAACACACACUACCUCCUGGGCAACUUCAGGGAUGCCGUUAUAGCUCACGAACAGCGCCUCCUGAUCGCAAAAGAGUUUGGAGACAAAGCGGCUGAAAGGAGAGCAUACAGCAACCUCGGAAAUGCAUACAUAUUCCUGGGUGAAUUCGAAACCGCUUCCGAAUACUACAAGAAGACACUGCUGUUGGCUCGGCAGCUAAAAGACAGAGCUGUGGAAGCCCAGUCUUGCUACAGCCUGGGGAACACGUACACGUUGCUUCAGGACUACGAGAAGGCCAUCGACUUCCAUCUAAAGCACUUAGCAAUCGCUCAGGAGCUCAAGGAUAGAAUUGGCGAAGGAAGAGCGUGUUGGAGUUUAGGAAAUGCAUACACUGCUCUAGGAAAUCAUGACCAAGCAAUGCACUUUGCUGAAAAGCACUUGGAAAUUUCAAGAGAGGUUGGGGACAAAAGUGGGGAGCUGACGGCACGGCUGAACCUUUCAGACCUGCAGAUGGUUCUUGGGCUGAGCUACAGCACGAAUAACUCCAUGAUGUCUGAAAACAUUGAGAUUGACAGCAGCUUACACGGUGCACGCUCCAAGCUGGGACGAAGACACAGUAUGGAAAAUAUGGAACUUAUGAAGUUAACUCCAGAAAAGGUACCGAAUUGGAACAGUGAAAUUCUUGCUAAACAAAAAUCUCUUAUUGCCAAACCUUCUGCAAAGCUACUGUUUGUUAACAGACUGAAGGGGAAAAAGUACAAAAGCAGUACCACCACUAAAGUUCUUCAAGACGCCAGUAACUCCAUCGAGCACCGAGCUCCAAAUUCUCAGAAGAAAAUCAAUGCAGACACUAUUGGAGAUGAAGGAUUCUUUGACUUACUAAGGCGAUUUCAAAGCAACAGGAUGGAUGACCAGAGGUGCUACUUACAAGAAAACUGUCGCACAGCAUCCACAGCAGCGUCGUCUUCUACCCCCAAGAUGAUAAAAACACCGUCUGUCUCCGUGGUAUCCCCCAACACAGAUGAGUUUUUAGAUCUUCUUGCCAGCUCCCAGAGCCGCCGUCUGGAUGACCAGAGGGCCAGUUUCAGUAAUUUGCCAGGGCUCCGUCUGACAAAAAACAACAAUCAGUCGGUGCUUGAGCGCCUGAUGACAAAUGACAAGAAAGAGCCUGAUGAAGACUUUUUCGACAUCCUUGUCAAGUGUCAAGGGUCCAGACUAGAUGAUCAAAGAUGUGCUCCACCGCCUGCUGCCACAAAGGGGCCCACUGUCCCUGACGAGGACUUUCUUAGCCUCAUUUUACGCUCUCAAGCUAAAAGAAUGGAUGAACAAAGAGCUCUGCUGCUGCGGAAAGACCCAACAGAACCUGAGUCUGCACUAAACGAACUUCUGCAAAACAGUGCUCUGUUGGAAUUUAAGCAUCCAGGAAAAUAACUAGAAAACCACUAGAUGCUGCGGUGUUUCCUACUAAAGAAAAUACUAGUUCCCUCGGAACACUGCAGGGAAAUUCAACUUUUUCCAAAGGGGGGAACUAGACAGCACUACAGUGGUUACCAUGUUUUUAGGUUGAAGUGCUGAGUCACUGACAUUCUUCUAGACACUUGUCUCAGGGCGGACUGUCCUGUAAGGUGCUUCAUCAACUUAACUUACCUUGGGAUUUUGCUUGGACAACUUGUUAGAUUCCUUGACUAGGGUAGAAUUCAGUCCUCUUACUGAGGUCAUUUUUUAAGGAUCUAGUUGACAAUUACUUUUUUAUACUUACCUAUAAAUAGAGUGAACUGCAUUGUUUAUUGGGAAUAAUGUAAAUGUCCUAUGUAAAAAAGAUUAAAAAUAGUCAUAAAAUUCUAGUUUCUUUAAGAAAACUAUAUUCAUUAUAUUUUUAGGCAAAGCCAGUGGGGGAGAUAAGAAAUAAACUAAUUUUAGCAUG